Messenger RNA from Nasonia vitripennis (jewel wasp), 7470 nucleotides. RefSeq names its product nucleoprotein TPR (gene Mgtor). Gene Ontology annotation, cellular component: nuclear pore. The record is from RefSeq and is a predicted model, not a curated record. Gene Ontology annotation, molecular function: structural constituent of nuclear pore. NCBI's taxonomy places the organism in Eukaryota, Metazoa, Arthropoda, Insecta, Hymenoptera, Pteromalidae. The transcript has 13 exons. Bases 369 to 7427 code for a protein of 2352 amino acids. Gene Ontology annotation, biological process: mRNA export from nucleus; protein import into nucleus.
GUCUCACGCAUUGGGGGCGCAGCUAAGUGUUCAGGCCUUAACUAGUUUCUGUUCCUUUAUGGUGUAACGCACUUAAUCUUAAUAACAAUGUGUUAAGACCUUUAAUACACUUUAUGUACGCUAUUAUGUGAUUUAUGUGAUGAUUAAAACAUGUAUGCAGGCUGCCAAAUAAUUUGAAUGUGUUAUUGAUACCGUACUCAACUUUAACCGGUUUGGAAGAGCUUAUACUUUACCUUCGAUAGAAGAAAAACUAUUAGUGUUGAGUAGUUGAAUUAUGAUCGAAAAGAGUUCAUGAUUUAAAAUUAAUAUCAUUUGGUAUUUAGUAUUUGAAGGAAAAAAAUUGUUUGUUGCGCUAUUUUUUUAUCAUUAUGGAGAGUUCAGAUCAAGCUAAGUUUAAAAUAAUAGUAGAAGUAUUGUCAGUCGAAGAAAUCGCACAGAUUCCAGAUGAAAUUUGUCAAAAAUUAGAUUUCUUUUUUAACAAAAAAAUUGAGGAAUUUAUAACAGCAAAGGCAAUUUUUGAAACUAAUCGUAAAAAUCUAGAUGAUAAAUUGAAACAAUUAAUAAAAGAUAUUCAGGUUCAAACAAAUGAAUUGAAAAACUAUCAAGAUAAACUAGCUCUUACCGAAAAUUAUACAUCAGAAUUACAAAGUCAACUUGGUGAAAGUCGAGGAGAACUGUUUAAGUUGCAAGAUACUAUUAAAAGACUGGAACAGGAAAAUACUGUUUUAAGGAAAAACAAAGAUGAAUUAAAUGAUGAAAACACGACAUUACAUUCUCAAAUUGAGCGGAAAAUUACAGAACUGGAACGUUUACGAACAGAACUCAAUCUUCUUGGAACACAGUUACAAAGUGCAGUUGCAGCUAAGUGCCAAUCAUUUUCAGAAAUAGAAGAAAUACGCAGUCGAGAGAUGUCAUUAGACUUCAGAGAAAAACGAUUGGAUCAAGAAAGAACUCUAUUUACGCAACAAAUGGCUGGUCUUGAAGAAGAAUUAAUUAAACGAACAGCUGAACUGCAAAAUGCACGAUCAGAAGCGUCUUCUCGUGCGCUUUUGACACAAACUCGAUUGAUUCAGUGUGAAGAAGAAUUAAAAAUCACAAACGAUUCAAUGAUAAAUAUCCGUGAAGUCAAUGCUACGCUGCAGCAUCGGUGUGAGGAGUUAACUCAAAAAUUAGAAGAUCAGCGGAAUCAAGAACUGACAAUGCAUGCUUCUUAUCAAGAAGAAAUUACAGCUCAAACUAGAUUAGCUGAAUUAUAUAAAAGAAUGGCCGAAGAAGCUGAUGCUAAAGCUAACGAGUACGCAAAUGCAGUAAAAGAAUUACAAGAACUUUUAGAACAAGCUACUGAACAAUAUGGAAUAUUAGAAUCCAAACAUAAUCAAAUAAUUGUAGAUCACGAUGAGCAAAUCACUGAAAAAGAAAAUCAAAUCGCAAAAUUAAGAAAUGAACUUGACCUCGCCAAUCAAUUACUGGCAUCAUUAAAGCAAGAUCGCUUAGACCAAGCUGUGGAACAUCUCGCCCCGACUGCUGCCGUUGCUAGUAAAAUAUUAAAAAAAGGAUUAAGUUUGACACAAAUUUAUACUCAAUUAGUAGAUGUAACAAACGAGUUAAGUUUAGCAAAAGAAGAAAAAGAAAAACUGAAAUUUCAGAUGGAAAUAAUUUUAAGGGAGUUAGAAGAAAAGGCUCCGAUACUGCAGCAACAAAGGGAAGAUUACGAAGCCGCCAUAAAUAAUAGCACUACCCUUAGUUUGAGAGUAGACGAACUUUUAAAUGAAAACUGCCGUUUGCAAGAAGACGUUGAUGAAGCAAAACGAUUAAUAAAUCACCACAGUAGAGAAAAUCAGAGAUUCAAAUGUGAAAUAACUGAUUUAGCAAGGCAAGUCUGUUACUUGUUAAAAGAAGUUCAAGAAUGUAGGACUGGCAAUGAGGUUCCAACAGACGAAUUAACUAGCACGGAGAUGGACAGUCUUGCAUCUUCUCAUAUUAUUAGUAAAGAAUUAGUGACCUUCAAAGAUAUCGAAAGUAUGCAAGAGAACAAUCAAAAAUUACUGUCAAUUGUGAGAACGUUAUCUCUCCGACAAGAACAAAUUGAAAAAGCUACAGAUCAAAUAUACUCAGGAGAAAUAAAAGAAAAACUUGACAGAUAUAUUGAACAAUUGUCUGAAAUGCAAGCAGCUCAGGAUAGGCAGUCGAAAAUGCUUGAAGGUCUUUUAAAACAGCGGGAUAUGUACAAAAAUAUGUAUCAACAAUGCAUAAUUAAGAAUGUUCCGAAUUCUGAGAAAAAUAGAACUUUCAACAAUGCAGAAGACAAUGAGAACGAAACUACAUCUUUUAAUGUAAAUGAUGAACAUACUACACAAAAUGAAUCAGAUUAUCAAAAAAAAUUACAAGAGUCUGAAAUAAAGUUUAAUCAAUUAAGCAAUGAUUUUGACUUAUAUAAAAAAGAAAGAGAUGCUCAUGAAACCCUACUUAAUAACGAAAUAGAUAGAUUACGUAAGGAAUCAGAAAAAAAUUCAACUAAUUGUUGUCGAUUAAAAGCUCAAUUAGAUUCCGCAAAUGAUCGUUUUAGUCUUCUGCAAGGAAAUGUUGCAACAUAUAAAUCACAAAUAAAAAUUCUAGAAGAUAAAUGUUCUAAUUACAGUACUACAAUCGGUAAGCAUGAACAAAGUCUAAUGAUAUUAAAGAAUGAAGCUUUGACAGCCCAAAGUCGUUUAUCAAAAGCAGAAGUGCAGUUAGAAAAUUUGCGUCAGGAAAAACAACUUUUGCGUGAUUCAGAAGGACGCCUUUUGAAGGAACGUGAAGUCAUGCAGCGGGAAAGACAUACGCACGCUUUAUUGAAAGCCGAUGUAGAAUCAAUUAAAGCAAGUUUAGAACGGUCACAAGCAGAAGGGCUUUUACGUGCUGAGCAACGGUUAGAUGAUGCUGUUCGCGAAUGUGCUGCAUUGAGAAGGCGUCUCCAAGAAGAACAAGAUCGUUUCCGAGAACUGUCAAGUACUUUAGAGCGGCAAGUAUUUAAAGCGGGAGAAAAAUUGAACGAAGAGAAAGCUCUAACUACACGUAUUCAAAAUGAACUUCAAGCUACUCGACUAUCUGAACAAGAUUGUAUUAAAAGAAUAGAGGAACUGAAUUUGAAGCUAAAAAAUGUUUCUACUCACAAUAUUUCUCAAACACUUACAGGAGACGAUAACACCUGUAAGAAGCUGAAAGAAUUAGAGUUACAGUUAUUUAAUCACCAAGCAGAGGUAAAAUCUUUAACUGAUCAACUUAAAGCCGCUCGUUAUCAAAGUCAACAAUAUUGUGAUAUUGCUGAAAGUGCUGAAACACAGCUUCGGCAUUCUACCGAACUAUUUAAUACAACAAAAGAAGAUUUAAAAAAUAAGGUCAAAUUUGCAGAAGAUGAAGCAGCGUCUUUCAAAAUGAGAGUAAAACAUUUAGAAGAUGAAUUAAGUAGCUUUUCAAGUGGACAUGAAUUAAGCGAUUUAGAACUGAGACAAAGGUUACAAGAAGCAGAAGAAAAACUGAAAGAAUGUGAUCAGUUAAAAUGUGAGCUUGAAAUUACAAGGAAUGACUUAAGAAACGCUACAUUGGCAGCAACUUUGGCUGAAGAUAAGUAUGCAAAAGAAAUGGCCUUACAUUCGACAGACUUGCAAAUGCUAGCUAAAUUGAAAGAAGAAAAUCAUUUAACCGCGCAAAAGUUACAAGAGUUAUCGCAACAAAAUGAUUUAGCUCAGGAAACUUUGAUUCUUGAAAAAUCAAUGUGGCAAGAAAGAGAAAAGCGAUUACAAGAGGAAAUUAAAGAAUUACAAAAUAGACUCGAAAAUUUGGACAAACAAAAUGCUAUUUUGCAUAAUCAGAUUCAAGAAUUAAGCGAACGCAUGGCUAUAAUGCAGAGUCAUCAACAAUCAGUAAACAUCAAUGAUCAAAUAAGUCCGAAUACUAGUAUUGAAUCAAUUAAUAGAAGCUUUUGUGACGAUACUUCAAAAUCUGCUGAACAAUUGUUGCAAGUUAUGAAAUACUUACGUCAGGAAAAGGAUUUGGCUAUCGCGAAGUUCGAUGUUAUUAAAACAGAAAACACAAGGCUUAAAUCUAAAAUUGAAAAUACAGAAAAACGAAUUAAAGAUUUAAAAGAAAUGCUUGCACGUGAACGCGAGGAUACUGACAUUAGUGUAUUAACUGUUUCUAAACAUUCAGAAUUAAUGCGAAAGGUAGAAACACUCAACGCUAUCACAGAUUCUAAUAGGAUUCUUCGUGAAGAGAGGGAUGCCCUAUAUACUAAAAUUAAAGAUGUAACCGAUAAAUUGAGUUCACUAUCCGAUGAAGUUACGCCUUUGCGUGAAAAAGUACGCGAUUUAGAAGCAAAAAAUGAUGCGCUUCUACAAGAAAACAGCAGUCUAAAAUCUGAGGCAAUGAGAUGGCGUCAAAGAGCUAAUGCGCUCGUUGAACGAGCAAAUAAGGCAAGCCCUGAAGACUGGCGAAGACUACAAACAGAAAGAGAAAAUUUAAGUAAGUUAUUAACAUCAGAACGGGAAAUUCAUGCAAAACGUACUGAGGAAUUUAAUAAUUUCAAAAUUGAAAAAAUGCAUCUAGAAGAACAGUUAAACCAUCUUCAACGUCAACUACAAUCCAGGGAAGAGAAAAUCGGCAAAAUGCUAGAUGAUGAAAAAAAAGUAAAACAAAAUCUCAAUGAUUCUAUUGCGGAAUCUAAUGCUAAAGAAAAAAAUCUCAUGGAUUUAAAGAAAGAACUUGCAGACAAAGAUGCGAUGCUUUCUGAUGUUAAAAAUAAGGAAAUUCAAAUAAGAAAAAUUGCUAAAAAAUAUAAAACACAAUAUGAAGAAUUAGCGAGAAACAUUGAGGAAGAGAGAUCUCGUGCUGAUGAUCGCCAAAUUGACAACAGCAAAAUAACAACGGAAGAUGCACCUCAAAUUUCUCAAGAGAAAGAAAAUCAGUUAAAAGAACAAGGUCGUUUAGAACUAAAGCAAGUUAAUUCUCAGUUAAAUUUAAAAGUUGAUGAACUAAGCCAACAAAUAUUGGCCAUGCAAUCUGAAUCUGAGAUUCUGAAGAAGGAAAUUGAAACCAUUAAUAAAGCAAGUCUUGAAAAAGAGGAACGUGCUAAACAAGUACUUAAGGGUGCGCGAACAAAAAUCAUGCAAUUGACAGAACAUAAAAAACAAUGUGAAAAAGAAAUUAGCGAUUUAAAAGAAAAACUGGAUUCAAGUUCAAGUGAAUGUGAAUCUAAUGUAAGCGAGUAUGAGGCCAGACUAGCAGCAUUAAAAUCACAGAUGGAGGGUCGUAUAUCACGACUUGAACAUGAACGUUCAGAACUUCAUGCUGAUAAAGAAGCUCUUGUACAGCGUAUAAGCCAGCUGCAAAGACAGGUAGCAGGUCAAAGUAAUAUUAAUACAGGAGUAAAUGAUCCACCUACAGCUAAUAUUAAGCCCAUGUCAGCUCGUACAGAAACCCCUUUAGCGAGUAUUCGUCCUAUGAGCGUCGUUGUACAAUCCCGUACUGCGGCUGUAUUACCUACAACUGCAGGGACUCCACUACUUUUAGUACCACAACAAUCACAGCAACAACUUGUGCAUACUACAGAAACAAGUUCUCCUACAAGCUCUCACGUUGAUUAUCAACCUGCCAGUACAAGUAGACAUCUUAUAGUCCAACCUCAAUUAAGUGAAUCUGCAGAGUCCACUCAACGCGAGGAAAUUGAAAGUAUUGAACCACAAACUCUGCAACCUCAACAAGUACAGCAGCAACAACAGCAGCAACAACAGCAACAACAACAAACGGUAGCCUUGGUAAUUCCUAGAGUUGAACAGCAGCAACAACAAAAUAUUUCGACCGAUCAACAACAAACAGUUCCAAGUAGUUCAACACAAUCAGUUACUACGUCACAUACUCCAAAUAGUCAAAAACGACCAAGAACACUAGAUUCUCCAGCUUCAGGUUCCAACUGUGAUAAUUUAGACCUUACCAGACAAGAACAAAUUACUAGCCCAAACACAAAAAGAAGUAGACAACAAGAAGUUGCUCCCUCUACUGCCGCGAGUGCUUCAGAUAUUGAAUAUCAGGUACCAACUUCUAGUCAAAGAGAUCAAGAUGAAGAAGGUGAAGAUGGUUGUGUAGUCGUUGAUUGUGAUGAAAGUGGAACUCAUCAAACUCAAGAAGAAGAAGAAUUUGAUAAUGAUCCAUAUGAAGAAAUGGAAGAAGAAGAAUUAGCUUAUGGAGUGGAAGUAGACAAUAAUGAAGUAGAAAUUAUAAUGGAAGAAGAUUCAAGGAGCGUGGAAGUUCCUAGACAAGUUCAGUCAGGACUACCAACAAACCAGCAACAGUCAGAAACAAUAAGUAGUGCUGGAACAACUGCAGAGCCUUCUACUUUUAUAUCUAGAUCAAGAGGUGUCCCUCCUAUGCCGAGACCACAGCCUCAACAGCAUUUACUUUUGCCACAGCAAGGGUAUGAAGAUGCAGGAGAUGAUUGCAUAGUUCCUAGUACGCCAACACUCUUUGUGCCAAGAAGAAAUGAUGGGUUUGGUGAAGCUGUUAGUUCCCCGCAAGUACCUCAAGCAAGAUUUACUUUUGGUGAUCCUUCUACUUCUGCAUCAGUGUCAUCCGUACAAUCCCUUUCUACACCAACGAUUACAGGAACGCGUUCAAUUUACAAUGCUACGGGUUCUGCAUUAGUACAAGUUAUGCAAGAAGGUAUGGACGACACUCGUGUUGAUCUCACACAACUAGAAGACGAUGGUACAGGACGUAGUGUACCAACUACUCCACAACAAGUGUCUCCGUGCACAGAUCAACCACGACCGGUUAUUAGUGGACCACUUGAUGAACAGAAUAUUUUAACACCAUCUUUGUCUGAAUCGCAAAUACAUAUAGCAGAAAGUGCUGUUGAAGUAGCUGAAUCGGUUGUUGGAAUCGUGCAAAUGGAUGAAUCUGAAAGAAAUCUAGUUGAAAUUAUUCCUGAUUCAGAAAACCCACUAAUCACAGAAGCUAAUCAACUAGAUGAUGAUCAAAGACUGCAUAACAUUGUUCCCGGAUCAGCUACUGGAGGAGAGAUGAUCGAUGUUGAGUUAGAAACUCCUGAAGAUGCGUCGAACGAUACCCUUGAUCAUGCUACUAAUGAAGAAAACCGAGAAGCUGAAGCUUCUCCAUCAAGUAAUACGAGACAAAAAACGAUGGGUUUAGCUGCGACAGAAUCAGGUAGUUCAGCACCAACAGUUCGAAGCGCAACUGCCAGAAGGUCCGGUAGAACGUCUUUUAGAACUGCACGCGGCGCAAGACCAACACCAAUAGUUUGGGAUAAUCAGUCCUCUCUUCGUGGUCAAAAUGUAGUAAGAGGUCAUGGAACAAGAGGAACGUCUAAUGACAAUGCACGAGUGCGUGGUGGAAGAGGACGCCGAUCACGCUCAAAAUAUUCUUAUAAUUAUUAAUGUAUUUUUUAUCAAUAGCAAAAUAUUAAGAAUUAAAAAAAAA